This is a messenger RNA of Acipenser ruthenus (sterlet), 843 nucleotides long. It is a transcript of the gene mvda, whose product is annotated as mevalonate (diphospho) decarboxylase a. Gene Ontology annotation, biological process: isopentenyl diphosphate biosynthetic process, mevalonate pathway. Gene Ontology annotation, molecular function: diphosphomevalonate decarboxylase activity; ATP binding. The record is from RefSeq and is a predicted model, not a curated record. Gene Ontology annotation, cellular component: cytosol. NCBI's taxonomy places the organism in Eukaryota, Metazoa, Chordata, Actinopteri, Acipenseriformes, Acipenseridae.
AUGUCAAGCUUUUCUAAUGUGCACAUGUUGGCUGGCAAUCGGAUCCUCCAUUUGUGGACCAUCUUCACUAGCAUAGCCACACUUUUCCAUCAUCAUCUCAAUGGCAAUUUCUUUGUGGCCAGCAUGAUAUUCAAAGCAGUGGAGGCGUGUGCGUGUGUGGAUGGUGGAGGAGUCAAGUGUAAGGCGGGACUUAUGCUAAAGACAACAACAACGGUGGCAUCAAGUCAGCUUUUUAAGGAGGAUCGAAUCUGGCUCAAUGGCAAAGAGGACAAUAUCAACCAUCCAUGGCUCCAGUCCUGCUUAAGAGAAAUCCGUCGCCUGGCCAGGAAACGAAGCAGUGAUGGAGACAAUAACUCUGAGAAGUUAAACCUGUCCCAUAAAGUUCACAUCUGCUUCAUAAACAACUUCCCAACAGCCGCGGGGUUGACAUCCUUUGCAGCAGGCUACGCUUGCCUGGUGUACACGCUAGCCAGGCUGUGUGGAGUGGAGGGGGAGCUGUCUGAAGUGGCUCACCAGGGGUCGGGCAGUGCCUGCAGGAGUAUGUACGGGGGCUUUGUGCAGUGGAUCAUGGGAGACAAGCCUGAUGGAAAGGACAGCAUCGCAGAACGUAUACAGCCAGAUACUCACUGGCCUGAGCUCCGAGUCCUUAUACUAGUGGUGAGUGCAGAGUGGAAACCAGUAGGAAGCACUGCUGGAAUGCAGACAAGUGUCCAAACCAGCCCCCUCCUAAAGUAUCGGGCAGAGUCUGUUGUUCCUGAGCGGAUGAAAGAGAUGAUUGCUGCAAUCCGAUGGCGGGAUUUUGAAACAUUAGGAGAACUGACCAUGAAUGACCAUGGGUGGUGA